Pseudomyrmex gracilis is the source of this 5593-nucleotide messenger RNA. Its product is annotated as protein abrupt-like. Gene Ontology annotation, cellular component: nucleus. Bases 354 to 1808 code for a protein of 484 amino acids. Gene Ontology annotation, biological process: regulation of transcription by RNA polymerase II. Gene Ontology annotation, molecular function: DNA binding; protein binding. NCBI's taxonomy places the organism in Eukaryota, Metazoa, Arthropoda, Insecta, Hymenoptera, Formicidae. The record is from RefSeq and is a predicted model, not a curated record. The transcript has 7 exons.
AGAAUAUUUUAUAAUUGAAUAAAUUGUAGCGAAUGCGUCGCAAGAGGCUACAGAACGGAUAAGCUUGACUAACAAAGCGAUCUCGAAGAAGCAGAAUACAUAUCGCGUUAUAACGAGUCGAUCGCUCAGCGAAUUUUUGCACAGACUGUACAUCGCUAAGUCCAUUCGACUCCUACCAAGAUUAAGGUAAUACUCGGCUGAUAUGAUACAAUAGUUAUGUAGUCUUUUCAGUGCUCUAUGGUGCUUCCGCUGGAUGGUCAGCCGCCGACACUCACGAAGCUGUGGAAUAAAUUUUGCAACCGCUAGUCGAAAAAAGAGGUGUUGUUGAAGGGGAGUCGAGUGUGUUGAAGAGAAUGACGGAUAGCCAGCAGCAGUUUUGCUUGCGGUGGAAUAACUUUCAGGCGAACAUCACAAGCCAGUUCGAGGCGCUUCGGGAUGACGAGGACUUCGUCGACGUUACCUUCGCGUGCGAUGGCAGACGGUUACAGGCGCACAAGGUCGUCCUUUCCGCGUGCAGCCCUUACUUCAAGGAGUUGUUCAAGACAAAUCCUUGCAAACAUCCAAUAAUCUUUAUGCGGGAUGUUGAGUUUGAACAUCUACAAUCGUUAUUGGAAUUUAUGUACGCUGGAGAGGUAAAUAUCUCGCAAGCCGAGUUACCUACAUUUCUGCGUACUGCUGAAUCUCUUCAAAUACGUGGCCUCACCGACUCCCAGAACAAUCAGCACAACAACGAAAAGCAUUUGAAGACGAAUAACAUCCACGCAUCGAACGGCCGUGGUCUGAUCUCGCCGAGCUUUGACGACGAACGCAGUAGAACUCCGCCACCUUCGAGCCCUCCACCAUUAAAAAGGCUGUGUAAAAAAAGUGAUUCACCUCCAAUUUCUAGUCCAGCAUCCGCUGUGCCGCCUACCAUUGCACCUCGUUCACGCCCGCUUAUCGAGCCCCAAGUUCAACUCGAUUGUUACAAAGAUCUCGAUGUUAUUGAGCCAAAAAUAGAACUACCUGAAUAUGGCAGUGAUGACGAUUGCUCACCUAAACAGGAAGCCAACACGAUACCCAGUGGAUUCCUCAGUUUGGAUAGCAGCGGUAUGGAAGUGUUGCCGUCUUAUCCAUCAUCGUAUCAAGGAAACCAAAAUGUGGAAGGAGGAAUGCCAGGACCAUCCCACGGGAGCACGGAGUUAAAUCAGGAGCAGCAAGCUGACCUGCGUAAACUGCACUCGCUGGACCCACGCCCUUGUCCUGUGUGCAACCGCAUGUACAGUAACUUGUCCAACCUGCGGCAGCACAUGCGCCUGAUCCACAACCCUCAGAGUGUCACUUGCCCUCUAUGUAACAAGCCAUUCAAGACCAAGCUGUACCUGAAGCGUCACCUGGUCAGUUUCCACGAACUCACUGUGGCAGACAGGCAACGUCAGGAGGAGAUCUACCAACAUCAAGUUAAGGUUCAGGUCCAGGGACAGACGCAGGUUCAGACAGGAUCUCAGACUCAAACACAGACACAAGCUCAGGCACAAACACAAGCUCAGAUACAAACUCAGACUCAGGUGGAUAAUAAGGUGCUUUUAGCGGCCACUGCUCCGCCGACUCCUUGGGGUAGUAAUAACACUACCGCCGAGGAGAACGGCGGGGUUGGCGGCGGCGGCGGCGGCAGCAGCAGCGGCAGUGGUAGCGGGAGCGCCACAGAACCAAAGCUCAGAUCGUAUCAGACGCAAGCUGGCGACAAUGCUUACUCGGUAGAAGUAGCGCAGAUCGGUGAUUCAAAGCAUUUUGCUAGCGGGAUGUUGCAAUUCGACGCCACACAUCACUAAUAUACAGGAUUUAUUUAUUUUUUAAUCUAAUCGCCCAGUAUAUAUAUGUCGUUUUGUGAUAUAGUAACGAAGUCUCUCGAGUUUAUCUUUUAAUUGUUUAGUGAACUUGUGAUUCAAUAGGAAACGUAUCUUCAUAUUAUAGUUGAGAACGGACAAGUAGAUAGAGAUAACGUUACGACACACAAGGCUGAUUCCAUAUUUAAUAAUCGGGGAGGACUGUCCGUGCGCUUCCGCGCGCGCACGGACCUGGCCGUACCUUAUAAUUUUAAAUAGAUUGAAACGCAUACAUAUGCAAUUCUUGUCACAUACAAAACAUGAGCGGAAGUGAGGAAGACAAGAAACACGAUUGACGGUCGCGCACUUCAUUGUUUUCGUCCAUAAAUAAAAAGACGCCUAUACCGGAUCCUUCGCAUGAAGGAAUUCUCGUUCAUACAAAGGAUCAGGACAGUGUAUAUAGGUUUGGGAGACUAGUUUAACAUAUAAAAGUCCCGUGCCUAUUCAUCGUAAACGAUGAACGCUGACGAAGGGAGAGAAACGAGUAAAAAGAAAAAAAAAAGAAAAAAAGCCGAAGGUGGAGCAGCCAUCCCACCUCGUACUGAUAAUUCUGCAGCCGGAUACUUGUUGUUUUAUUUAAUGCUAUACAGUGUUAUACAGACUACAGAUAUUUACAACAAUAUUAUAUUCUUACAGAGGAGAUUAUAUUUACUUUAUUAUUGCAAACUGCAAUGUGCAAUGACAUAGCUCGUACAUGAUAUAUUUUUCACAUGCAUACAUUGCAAUAUACAGCCAAUUGACAGCUCAACAGAAUAAUAAUAUUUAUUAUUAACAGUUAUCAACAAACCGUGAUCGCAAUAAUGCAGCAGAUUGAAUUUAACAAUAUAUAAUAAGAGAGCAAUAUCUCUGCUGGUUUUCUUUACAUGCGUUGUUCGUAGAUGAAUCUUAUUUUUUUCUGCGUUUAAGAUAUUAGUACAUGGAUAUGGAUUGUAUGUUUAUUUUUAUUUAUUUAAUUUUUUUAAAGAUAUUAAAGGGAUUUAAUUUAUAUACUUAAAUACGUAAAUUGUAAAUUAAAUUUACAAUUAGUUUCAGCGUUUAGUAAUGUUUGGUAAUAUUUAUACUAAUGUUCUUUGAAAAAGAAAAAACAGUUUUUUAUUUGAAGUAUAUAGAUUUUUUUUUUUAAUACAUCGAUUAGUUUUUGUUUUUUGUUUUUUCAAACACACUGAUGUAACAUAAAAGUGUGUACGUAAUAUAAACACGAUAGUGUUUCAUUAAGUUCGUGCAUAUAGUAGGAUUAACUUUUUGGUAAGAAAAAUACUACACCUAGUGUAUCGUUUACAAGAAACUUUUUUUUCAUGCAUAUUGCUUUAUUUAUUUAUUUAUUUAGUAAGAUUUAUAUUUUUUAAUUUAGCAUUUUUGGCAACGUGUAUUUAAUAAGAAUGUAUACAUUAUCUUUAACUCUCUGUAUCGUUGAAACGAUAAUUCUAUUAUAGUAUCAGUAUUUCCGUCGUAAACUUUGUUUUUAUCAUAGUUUUAGGUUUUCGUUUUUAUAUUUAUUAUUAUACACUAAUUCGUAAAUUUUAGUUUUUUCAUUGAAGCAAACCAGCACAGAUAUCUGCCACACAAUUCCAUAGCCAUAGUACCACACAGUACAACUCAGGAUCUUUUAUAUUAUAUUUUACAGAUGACAAUAGUUCCAUAAAAGUACGAUUUAUACAAACAGCGAUUCUAGGAAACGCGUUAAAAAGAUAAGUUCCCUAGAAUCGUGACUUCGUAAGUCGUACCCGUUCAUAAUGACAGGCUCCUUACCUCACAUACAAUCAAAUUUACUAAACAGAUGCAGCUAUAUAUUAUUAAUAAUAUAUUUACAUACAACAAUUUACAAUAGUACCGGGAAAUAGCGGCGGUUGCAACGACUGCAACCACCGAAAUAAAAAAACACAGAUUGCCGAAUAUUAUACAAACGGUUUUUAUUAUCUGUUAUUACAUUGGUAAGUGAUUGCAAUGUUUUUUUACAAGUUAAAUAUGUAAUUAACAGAGAGAUGUACAUUCAAAGAAUCUUUUCGUUCUUACGAUAACGAUAAUGGAUGCCCAGCACACAACUGACAAUUAGUACCGAAAUAAGAUUAGAUUAUAAAUGUUGCAUAUCAUAUUAUAAUAUUGUUAUACCUUUGCCAAGCCAGUGUUACACACACAUUCAUCAAUUCUCAGGCCUCGGAUCAUUCACUAGAUUUUAUUUUAUUUUCUAAGGAAUAAUAAUAAUUCUUUACACAAUAUCUUUAUUGUAUAAUAUAAAUAUUAUUGUAUAUACUUCUCGAAAAGUUAGAGAUUCAAUCAUCUGGAUUCAGCAAUAUUUUGUAGCACAGAAAGAGUGAAAAAAAAGAGAGAGAGAGAGAGAGAGAGAGAGAGAGAGAGAGAGAAUGGUGAUUUAUUUUCUCUACUUCUAUAUAUAGAAUAUUGUUUAUUCUUGUUAUUGUCUAUUUAGCUUUGUUUUUCUCGCGUUUUUAGCAAUAAGAUCUAUUAUACAACAUUGACAUUUUAUAUUUCUAAGAAUUUAGCCGACUUUAUUUCGAGAUAUUCAAUUGUCUUUGUAUCCGCUCGAUCCUUUGCCUGAGAGAAUCCAUAUACUGUGUAUAUCAAAGUGAUGUGUUACAGAAUGUCACAUAAUAGUAAGCAUCAUUUGACAGGCCGGACUUCGCUGGGCAUUAACACACCGGUUAAUCUAGCUAGUAUCACAAUACAAUUCCGUAAAAAAUAAAAAAAACAAAACCCACUGUUAUUAAUUGCGAUUGUAUUAACAAAUUCAAAUAGUGUGCAAACAUAUAUUUCAUGUAACAUCCGCAGCACGGAGACAACUGAAAAAAAAGGGAAAUGAAAACAUUAACCAAAAGAAAAAAAAACAGUCGAUGAACAAGCACACAUUUUCCGCUAAUAACAAAGAAACUUGCAAGCUAAAAAUCCCGCAUAGUAUUUUUUGGUCUAAUAAUAAUUUACCGUGUAUUAAAAAGUGUAUCAAAACAAGACACUACGUGUGUCCUUAAAAAAGUAUCUCUUUGUGAUGAAAUACGAUACUCUUGCCAUUUUUGCAAAAAUAACCAAAACAAAAAAAAAAAAAAACAAAAAACAAAAAAAGAAAGAAACUCGAUGAGUAGGUACAGAAAGCUCACUGGAAAGAAAAAAUAUCUUUCGUCUGCGAUAAUAAGUUUUAACUUGAUCCUACUGCGAUUUUAGCAUAUUUGUAUUAUGAAUGCGUUGUUACGACUCUUAUUACUGCUACUGCGAUAAACUACCAACUGCUAUUAUUACCACUAUGGAUACUAUUAACUAUCACUAUUACUACUACUAUUUACUAUCCUCCUACUACGAUUAUAUUAUUAUUACUAGUUAAAUUCUAAAUUUGAAACAUAUAUAUGUUUCGCGUCUAAUUGUCGUGAAGACGAUUUGUGUUCGAAAGGAUAACGUAUUAUUUUCGUUUCCCGCGUCGCACGUGCGCGCUAUUUUUCGAUCGUACGUAUAAGAAGAAUCAAUAUCUUUUAGCGCGUUUGAUUAUGUGUUGUAUAUAUUGUAAAUUAUUAUGUAAUUUUUAUGCGCGUCACAACAACAAAAAAAGAGGAUAACUCGUGUGUAUUCGAUCGCUCUAGUUGUUACUAAUAUAUACAUAGCUAUAGGGGAUAUUUUUUCUCGAUUGAGAAGAUAAUAUACGGUCUCUUUUUUGAACGAUGGACAUCCUCCUGUACACCGUAAUAUUAUUUGAAGCUUGUUUCACGACUUCAAAUUUGAUUUACGUUAUU